CUGGCCUCGCGGCACGCCAGUAAUAUUUGAGACGUUGAGUAAAUCGAAACCAACGCGAUGGAGAGUUUAUCUGCGGAAGUGAACGAAUUAGUUAAAAACACACUCGAAACGAACGGGUUUGUAGACUACGACGUUGAAAUAACAGGUGGUUCGGAGAAAGGCGACGGUUAUUUAUCUGACAUAAAGAGCAUUAAUGCGGUAGAGAAAACGACCGGCAAAAACCUGACGCUUAUAUUGAAACUUACGCCUACCAGCGAAAAGUUCAGGAAGGUUUUCCCGGUGAAGAAGCUGUUUCUGCGCGAACUCCACAUGUACGAAAAGUUGCUGCCGGAAUUCGACGAGUUUCAAAAUGAACGGCAUAUAUUAAAUCCUUUCGCGUCCGUAGCGAGACUGUACGGGUCGAUAGCGGAGGAGUACAGGGAAGUGCUGCUUUUAGAAAAUCUCAAGGCACGUGGUUUCAGAUUGUGCAACAAAAAAGAGCCGCUCAACUCUGAACAUCUUGAACUAGGUGUUAGGGAAUACGCGAGAUUCCACUCAGUUUCAUUUGCUUUUAAGCAACUCCAGCCCGAGAAGUUUUCAUCUAUUACGGAGCCGAUCAAAAAAAGCGUUGUCGAGGAGUUCAUGGACGUGAAUGAAGAUCCAAACAAACAAAGAGCUUUUUUUAUGGACACUAUAGAAGCCCUUGCUCAUAGUCCGCAGACUCAAACGAAAGUAAUGGAGUUUGCAAAAAAUUGGCUUAAACUAUUCAAAGAAGCUUGUAGUAAUUCUCGAUAUAACGUCGUUAGUCACGGUGACUGCUGGAGUGCCAACUUAAUGUUUCAAUAUGAGGAUGAAGAGAACCCUACCAAACCUUCCCAACUACGCUUAAUCGAUUGGCAAAUGGUAGGUUUGAAUCUACCCAUAGCCGAUCUAAGCUAUUUCUUGUAUGUUAACGGGGGCAAGGAGGACUUCUACGAUUACAAAAAAUAUCUAGGCAUCUAUCACAAUACUCUAGGGGAGAGUUUAUCCGCGUUUGGCUGUGAUGUGGAGGCCAUCUAUUCCUUCAGCACCUUCGAGCAACAGUGGAAAACGUAUUCGAAAUUAGGUUUACUAAACGGUAUUGUAAUGCUGGGACAGAUGGUAUCUGACGCUCCGACUCACGAUUUUGUUGAAUUGGCUGACAAAGGAGAAGAUAUCUUCGAUCCGAAACUGAAACACGAAACCAACAAGAUACUAUUUAAUAAACGGAUUAAUGAUAUUGUAACGUUUUUAGUAGAAAAUGAGUUUUUAUAAAAAAAGCAUUUUUUAUUAAUUUUGCAGUUUUCGUUAAUUUUACAUUUUCUUCUUUUUUGUGUUUGGAAGAUGAGAAAACUGCAGGGCACGAAGUGGUGCCGGUCUGUUUGAGCAGACCCAUUGGCUAUAUUGUUUCUAUUCUCAACCAUACAUCCAGAAAAUAUCAGAUAGAAUGUACCGACCGAAACAUUUAUAA
Cylas formicarius (sweet potato weevil) is the source of this 1468-nucleotide messenger RNA. RefSeq lists its product as uncharacterized. Bases 58 to 1272 code for a protein of 404 amino acids. The transcript has 2 exons. The record is from RefSeq and is a predicted model, not a curated record. NCBI's taxonomy places the organism in Eukaryota, Metazoa, Arthropoda, Insecta, Coleoptera, Brentidae.